AAACUCCACCACGCGCCGUCUGUGUUAAACACUCCACCACAGGAUCGUUACGUGCAGAGACUGACCUGCGGGUUCAGAAGGGUUCAGACCAGACUUGUUUCCACCUGAUCUCGCGCUUCACCGUCAGAGGGAUAUAAAAACAUCCACCAUGCCUUCUCUGCGACACUCCUACACGGUGACGGUUCCGGAGCAGCCGGCCGCUGUCCCCUUGGACAAAAUAGACCUGCGGAGCAAGAACCCGUCGUUGUCCCGGUCCGCGCUGGUGUCCACCAUCAAGGGUCUAAUCAUCAACCCGGCCAAGAACAAGAGUCCUCAGGGCCUGGUGGGUUUGAAAAACCUGGGAAACACGUGUUUCAUGAACUCCAUCCUCCAGUGUCUGAGCAACACCUCAGAACUGAGGGACUACUGCCUUAGAAACGGCCAUCACACAGACCUCAACAACAACAUUAGGACAGCUCUCAUGGAAGAUUUUGCAAAGCUGACUCAGAGACUGUGGACCACCGCAAGCAAUGAGGCCAUCAGCCCCUCUGAUUUCAGAAGCCAGAUCCAGAGGGUUGCUCCAAAAUUUGUUGGCUGCAAUCAGCAGGAUGCUCAGGAAUUCCUGCGCUUCUUAUUGGACGGCCUUCAUAAUGAGGUGAACAGAGUGACGAUCCAGCCAGCGGUGUCCAUCCAGGACUUUGACCACCUAUUGGAUGAUGAAAAAGGAAGGAGAAUGUGGAACAUGUACUUGGAAAGAGAAGACAGCAAAGUUGUGGACCUCUUUGUAGGACAGCUGAAAAGCUCUCUAACCUGCACCGUUUGCGGCUUCCGCUCCACCGUGUUUGACCCCUUUUGGGACCUGUCGAUACCAAUUGCAAAGAAGAACUCAGGCGAAGUGACUCUCAAAGACUGUUUAAAACUCUUCACAAAAGAAGAUGUGUUGGACGGAGAGGAGAGACCGACAUGCAACAAAUGCAAAGCCAGAAGAAAAUGCACCAAAAGGUUCAGCAUCCAGAAGUUCCCUCAGAUUCUUGUGCUCCAUCUGAAGCGCUUCUCAGACUCAAACGUCCGAGUCAGCAAACUCUCCACCCAUGUCGACUUUCCUGUCAAAGAUCUGGAUUUGAGGGAGUUUUCUGCAGACAGCAGCGAGCGUCCCGUGUAUAACCUGUAUGCAGUAUCCAACCACACUGGAAACACCCUGGGAGGCCAUUACACAGCCUACUGCAAGAACCCGGCACUGGGGGAGUGGUAUAGCUUCAAUGACUCCAGGGUGAGCCCAAUUCCCUCCAACCAGGUUCGCAGCAGCAACGCCUACGUCCUUUUCUACGAGUUGGCCGCCUCCUCGCACAACAAAUAUCAGAUCUGUCGGCUGUAGCUGUGAAGAGGAGGCUUGGUAAGCUGUAGCUCGACUGGGCCUGAAGAUGUGUUCAGAUGCAGGGAGAGACCGCCAUCUAGUGGAGGGAGUCCUGCCAUUACAUACGGAGAAUGACAGGUGUGUGGCUGAAGACGAAGCAUCUCCUGACCUUCAUGUCAGUGAAAGUAAAAAGUGGAAAACCCAAAGCUCAUAUGUUGGGUGGAGCUAAAACAAAACAGCUGAGUUAAAACUUUGAAACUCAGAAAAAAGACCUUUUACAGCCAUUUCUGGACCUGAAUUUCUACCUACUCAUGUCUAAAUGUGCAUUAGUGAGAACUGGUCUCACACAUGAGCUGCAAUACAUAAUUUAUUCUAUUUAAUAUGAUGUUUGCACUUUGGAGCGGGACUGUAUAUGUAAUUUAAAUAAGAUUUUUGGCUCCACCAAUAGUGAGAGGAUGUUUUAUGUAAACUUGCAUCUUAUUUUUGUACAGUAUUUAUAGACCUUGCAGCAAUUUUACUGUGGGAAAACACACCAAAGCAGCUGUGAGAUAUGAUGUUGCUGACUUUACAUACAAGUCAUUUCAAAGCCAAUAAAUCAAUUAAAUUAAUCUUUUACUUGU
Melanotaenia boesemani (Boeseman's rainbowfish) is the source of this 1953-nucleotide messenger RNA. RefSeq names its product ubiquitin carboxyl-terminal hydrolase 2-like. The transcript is spliced from 12 exons. Gene Ontology annotation, cellular component: cytoplasm. Gene Ontology annotation, molecular function: cysteine-type deubiquitinase activity. Bases 149 to 1354 code for a protein of 401 amino acids. NCBI's taxonomy places the organism in Eukaryota, Metazoa, Chordata, Actinopteri, Atheriniformes, Melanotaeniidae. Gene Ontology annotation, biological process: protein deubiquitination. The record is from RefSeq and is a predicted model, not a curated record.